Molecule: messenger RNA, 506 nt
Organism: Anopheles nili
Lineage: Eukaryota; Metazoa; Arthropoda; Insecta; Diptera; Culicidae
Gene: ATPsynE
Product: ATP synthase subunit e, mitochondrial
Exons: 3
Coding region: 89-337 (82 amino acids)
Biological process (GO): proton motive force-driven ATP synthesis
Molecular function (GO): proton transmembrane transporter activity
Source: RefSeq, a predicted model, not a curated record
GCCAUUCGGACCGAUUGCGAUAUCGUUCUGUGCCAGAAAAUCGUCUAUUUUUCCGACCUGCUGCAAAUUUUCCCCUGCAGAACCCGAAAUGGCUGAUCUUGGUGCUCCAGUUCGUGUAUCCCCUCUGAUCCGGUUCGGACGCUGGUCCUUCCUGGUGGUCGGAGUUGCCUACGGUGCGUACCAUCAGCAGCGCCUGGCUAAGCGGGAAGUUGGAAUCCGUGAAAUUGAAGCGCAACAGAAAGUUAUCCGCGACGCUAAACUGGCCGUAGAAAAGAAACGAAACCAGGAAGCUGAAGCAAAGGCCAUUGCCGACCUGUCUGCACCCUCCAAGAAGUAAACAGAGUAAGGAUGCAGUUUCUUUCUCUUCAAGACGCCCUACAUCUCAUGUCUUGUAAAUGUUGCAGUACUGGAUGAUAAAUAAAUUCUUUGCUAGGAAGUAAACAACUCGUAGAUUCCAAACGACUUCGCCGGUUUGAGCUUCGAACACAAUGGCUCGUCCAUUAGAU